Cotesia congregata is the source of this 4613-nucleotide messenger RNA. The record is from the annotation of a GenBank genome assembly. NCBI's taxonomy places the organism in Eukaryota, Metazoa, Arthropoda, Insecta, Hymenoptera, Braconidae.
GUAGACCCGGUGGUUGCCAUGCGAUGUCGACGCCGAGCCCGAGACUUCGACAUUACAGGACAAUGACGGCCAUCUGUUUCGUGUGUAACCUUCCGAUACUGAGCCAUCAAGUCGGCUUAGUGUGGCAGGGAGGAAAUGGCUGGGAUGAUCUUAUGCGCGAACAGGUCGAGGAAUUGACUUUGAAGCAUCGACUAGGAACAGGAAGAAGAGACUCAGCAGCCCAAAUCGGAGCGCCGCUAUCUCCGCCAAACGAAACCCAAGAAUGUUCUCCGACGCAUCAUGGUCGUCGCCGGCGCUCGAGUCUUGCGGACAUUUUGCGAGACUGGAGCAGCGGAGGGAACUCGAACAAGAACAAAUCCGGCAACAAGCUCUGUCGGCGAGAAACCCUGGCAGACAUCGCGAAAUCCUUGCCCUGGUCCCGUCAGCAAACGACCGAUGGGCACGCCGCGAGUAUGAGAAAGCGCCGCGAAAGCUCUGUCGACAGCGGAAUCAAAAGCUCGGUCACCAGCAAGUCCAGGAGAGACUCGGCUAUAAGUGAUCUCAAAAAUGACUUCGCCAAACUUUGGAACAAGAAAGAGCAGCCUCAGCAACCUACUGUCAUUUCUCCGACUCCGACUGGACGCCGAGGAUCCAGCGAGUCGAAAUACUCGCGGAGAGGCUCCGGGGAAAGCGCGAGAACGAGGCGGGAUAGUGUUGUCGGCGGUCCGGCUGGGGAACGCAAGCAUCAGUGUCGUCAUCACAAGCGCAAACAAUCACAGCAAUCUCAGAUUUCCCUUGAUGCCGGAGCUAUUACACCAACCAAGUACUAUCGGAUGGAUCAGAGGCCCAGUGCUUCUAGCACUGACAGCUCUGCUUCUGCUGCUGUUAGAGAACACUUAGAAGCCCAAAGAAGCUCGUCAGAGCGGCAAGAAUCAAAGAACUUCCUGACGCCGGAAACGAAAUCCUUCGGGACAGACCCAAAGCCGCCGUCAAUGGAGAACAUUAAAGCGGAGAAAAACUACCUGACUUUGGAGCCGGGGGUGAACACACCAACGAUAAUAAUGUCAUCUACGACGCCUCCGUCAAUAUCGCCCACACUAAACAACUUGCCGCUGCCCGGGGCCUCGAUGUCCGGCGGACUGAGUCCCGUGGGCUCCCCCAGUGUCCACAACACGCCCAACCACCCUCUUCUGACGACCCGCCGCGACUCGACGACCCAGUGCUACUACGGCAAGGGGAAGGAGGUCUCCUCGAGCAAGCUGUCAAGGUUGACGCGUCAGGCCGCCACGAUCGACGAGUCGCCCUCGGGGCGACGCAGCAGCCAGCCUACGCUCUCGCCCGAUCCGGAUGACGGAGGGCGCAAAGCGAGACGGGACUCGCUCAGUCCGGACUCGGCUUCUUACUCCAGGCGAAGGGACUCCAAAAACAGUUCAUCAUGCUCCUCAAGAGACCCGAGUCCUUGCGCGCGAGGUCUUGGGAGCAUUCAACACGCGCCAAUUAUCCGCCGACAAUCUACUACAGAAGAAAUUCUCAUGUCCCGGGGAUUCAGGCGCCAAAGUACCACCGAGGAAAUGAUAAGGUGUCGUAAUUUCCGCAGACAGAGUUCUCAAAGUGACGACACUGUGCAACGUUACCGCGGCCGAAGAGACAGUUCAGCUCAAAUAACCGACGGAACCUUCCAAUCGAUGACGGUCGAAACAUCGAGUACCUUUUUUGACAGCGGCACGCAAACAGAACCGUCGCCGCCUUACGACAACAAUCACUAUCACGAGGAGUGUCUGAGAUGUAACAGCUGUGGCCUCAAUCUCACGGGACCCAAUCAGAAGAGAGCGAGACGGUUCAAAAAUCAAAUUCUCUGCGACCUGCACUUCGCGGACGUCGCGCUGAUGGAGUGCUCGGACUUCAUGCAGCAAUUGCGCAGCUUUAAGCCUCAAAGUUUGGGCUGCGCAGUGGCCAGGCGAAAGUCUUCAACGACCCUCAUUUUCCCUCUUCCGCCUCAGGCCUGCUCAGAUGAAUUCUGUAAAGAAUUUCCCCACAAUCUAAUCCCGACCCCAGGAUAUUGGAUCGAGUGCUCGCGGCCCCAAAUAACCUCGGACACAAUUUGGGACGAGAGCGAGAGCGACCGUGAUUUCACGGAUCCCGAGCAAGUUGAUGAGCAAGCAGAGUUCGCAAUGAUGAACAAGCGCCGAGACCUGUGUCUGUUUGAGGAGAACGAGCUCGAGGACGAGGAUGUUCCCCGAAAGAAAACCACCAUCGAGGAGCAGUGGGAGAAGAACCAGGGCUUUGAGCUGACCUCCGUCGAGCAGGAAACCUACGAGAAGUACUUCUACGGGUCCGAGCACUGGAAUUACUUCACCAAUGACGAGGACCUGGGCCCCGUGAUCCUCAGCAUCAAGCAGGAGACCAUCAGUGGCCGCGAUCAGUUUAGGAUUCUUGUCAGAGCCAUCAGUUACACCGUUCACGGGCUCAUCCCUGCCAGCUGCGUUUUUGCUGAUAGAUAUAACCGCGAAGAAGUAGUAAAAAGCCUAGGCAAAGAAGUGAACAUAAAUCCGGCAUUGACACUGGGACAGUUGCCAGAUACUCCGGAGGAGCUGCUGAAGCUGGAUCAAGUGUUCAUAAAGUCCGAGCUUAAAGUCGGAGUGAUAUAUGUGCAAGAAGGCCAGUAUACGGAGGAAGAGAUCCUCGACAACAACGACAGCUCCCCUUUUUUCGAGGAGUUCCUUCAGAUUCUCGGGGACAAGAUCCGGCUGAAGGGCUUUGACAAGUACAAAGGCGGUCUCGACACCGUCCAUGACCUCACCGGUCUCUACUCGGUCUACACUAACUGGCGUAACAUCGAGAUCAUGUUCCACGUCUCUACUCUACUGCCUUACGAAAAACACGAUCCUCAAAAGCUUCAAAGGAAGCGACACAUCGGCAACGAUAUCGUCUGCGUGGUGUUCCUUGAGGCGGACAAUACACAAUUCAGCCCCGCUUGUAUAAAAUCUCAUUUCCUCCACACUUUUAUCAUCGUGCGUGUCAGUCCGAGAAUAAAGAGGAAAAUUACGAGAUACGAGGUCUCUGUUGUCACCAGAGAUGAAGUCGGCGCUUACAAACCCUAUUUGUGGGAGCAAAGUGUCUUUGAGAAAGGUCAAAUGUUCCGCGAAUGGAUUUUAACAAAAAUAGUAAACGGAGAGCGCGCAAGUUACUCAGCUCCGAAAUUCGCGCGAAUGCAAGAGCGAACCCGAAGCCAGAUGCUCGAGGACAUAGUAGCUAAUCUAGCGAACCACGCGGAAACCGGGCAAAUUCCUAAGCCUUACCGCCGAGGAUCCUGGCGACCUAUCGGCCACAUGAGACCGUCCUCGCCGCUCCUGGACUCAGUGAGAGACCAGUUCGAGGACUACGAUCAGCUGGCUAAAGAUUUCACGAGAGUCUUCCUAAACAAUGCGGAUAACAUUCAGUUACACGCGAACCUCUUCGAUGUUGCUUUUCUAGUUCCCGGGCAGCAGAAGCAGAAAGUUAGGUUUAUUGGUGUGCGUGCGAUCCUUGGAGUUCGCAGUAGGGUAUUCCAAGAAAUGCUGUACGGAAUCCAAACCGGGUUUGGCAGUCCUCAAGUCCCCGUUGCGGAGCUACUUGCGAGACCUGCGCCAACUUUACUCAGUCCACAGAAACCAAAGAGCUCAAACUUUUUACAAGUUCCUGACAUUGAAAGCCCUAGGCCCAAAAGUGUGCCCUCGUCGCCGAUGGUAAAAAGAGCGUUUUCGAGGCUCGGGACCAUCACCGCCGGCUGGGGGAGAAGUAUAAGGAAACACGGGAGCAAUACGCUACAAGUUGAGGACAGGAAAAGGUGGACAUCUUCUCAAGACUGCAGUAACAAAGAAGCAAAAGAAAAGGAAAAAGCUGCCCAGUCACUAGCAGUUCCUCGACUGAGUGUUUGUGCUGACGCGCAGAAAGUCGACCGUGCUAAAUUGGCUCAAACUGAAUUUGACAUAAUUGAGUUUGACCCCGAAACUUUUGGAAUUUUGUUAGACUACUUGCACACGGGGUCUUGUCCUUUGACCUGCAGCAACAUUCCAGGAUUAAUUUGCGCCGCAGAGCACUACGACCUCCCGGACUUGCUCCAGGCCUGCUUUCACCACGCCAAGCAGUUCCUCAGGAUUGAGAUAGUUUGCGUGAUGCUCUGUGCCCUGGAAAAUUACUACUGGCGCUACACCUCCGCCUCGGAGCUGGUGAACAUGAUCCUCGCGUUCGUGGAGACUCGGGCGUACCAACUCUUCCAGAGUCCCCAUUUUCUCACCCUCAGCGAGAGCAUGGUCCAGACAAUAAUGUGCCGCGGGUUAGAAGUUGUUGAAAUUAAAAAAUUCGAGGCGAUGCUCAGUUGGGCCAAGCACAGAAUUAAAACCAAGUCUUCUAAAGUCGACGCUAAGCAUGAAUUUAAAUCAAACUCCGGAAUUUACCGAAAUGUCGACACUUACUUAGAAGACUACCAGAAGAGGAUACAAAAUCAAGAGAAAAUUAAUCAAAAUUGUAAUUCAAGUUUUUCGUAUACUCAAUACUCAAUUUACAAGCUAAAAAUAAAUUAUAUAAAAACGGACAAAUAUAUAAAAAAAAAAAAAGGUUAUGCCAAUAUUGACAAUCUGUAUUAUAUAAAUAAU